Camelina sativa (false flax) is the source of this 1218-nucleotide messenger RNA. Lineage: Eukaryota; Viridiplantae; Streptophyta; Magnoliopsida; Brassicales; Brassicaceae. The record is from RefSeq and is a predicted model, not a curated record.
AUGGAUCCGUAUAUGCGUCACUUGCUUAGUCUGUUCACUGGUAUAGAGCAGGAGGGUGGGACAGGCAAAUAUUUGGGCCUGCCAGAAUGCUUUAGUGGUUCAAAACGAGACUUUAUGCAGUUUAUAAGUGAUAGUCUAAAGUCUCGACUUAGUGGGUGGUAUGAGAAAACGCUUUCCUUGAGAGGCUUGCUAGCCAAACAAGGAUGGAGACUCCUAGACUCUCCUAACUCUUUGGUGACUCGUGUUUAUAAGGCUAAAUAUUUUGAGAAUGUCCCCUUCUUUGAGGCUAGAAUCGGGUACAAGCCGUCGUAUGCUUGGCGGAGUAUAAUGUUUGGACGUGAGUUACUAGAAAAAGGUGUCAUGAAGUCCAUUGGAAAUGGUCAGGAUACUAGGGUGUGGCUCGACAAAUGGGUGUUUGAUGAUAGGCCGAGAAGACCGUUCAACAAGGAACUAACGAUUGACUUAAAUCUCAAUGUCUCGACUCUCAUUCAGGACGAUGGGGGGUGGAAUCCACAAACCCUCCAUGAUCUGUUCCCUCCUUGUGAGAUACCUAGGUUUAGGUCAUUUCCUCCAGCACAACACCUACAUGACCGAUAUGUUUGGGCUUUCACUCAAAAUGGCCAAUAUACAGUCAAAAGUGGGAACUGGUUGUUAUCUCAGGAGAGUGACAUUUUGAAUCCUAUAUCUACAGAUAUGAUUCGCGUUAACAAGGUUAAAAUUUGGGUUUUGGAGACUGCAAUUGAGCCUAAAAUCCGGUUGUUCCUUUGCAGAGCUUUGUCACAAGCUUUGGCGGUAGCAGAGUGUAUGAGCAGCCAUGGACUAUCUAUUAGCCCUCUCUGUCUGGUAUGUCACGUUGAGGAUGAGACAAUCACUCAUGUGUUAUUUAGUUGUCCUCUGGCGCGUGGAGUCUGGUCUGCAACUGGUCUUCCCACUCCGGCACAAGGCUUCUCAAACUCGGUUGUGGACAAUGUUUCUCUGAUCUUAAACUUUAUGAAACAAGCAGAAAUUGCUGAGGGUACUAGGCAAGCAAUUCCUUGGAUCUUAUGGGGGAUUUGGAAGGCUCAUAAUGAUGUUGUCUUCACACAACGGGAUCAAGACUCUCAUGUCAUUGUGGCUUUGGCGAUUGAGGAGGCAGAGGAGUGGUUGAAACAACAGACGCUAAUAUCCCAGGCUACCAAUAGAGACGCUAAUCGACAUGUACAACACGUUCACCGCUGA